Molecule: messenger RNA, 3036 nt
Organism: Dreissena polymorpha
Lineage: Eukaryota; Metazoa; Mollusca; Bivalvia; Myida; Dreissenidae
Product: alpha-ketoglutarate-dependent dioxygenase alkB homolog 3-like
Exons: 7
Coding region: 76-906 (276 amino acids)
Biological process (GO): DNA repair; DNA alkylation repair
Cellular component (GO): nucleus
Molecular function (GO): dioxygenase activity
Source: RefSeq, a predicted model, not a curated record
UGUGCUCAAAAUGGUUGCUUCCAUGGAAAAUGUUUACUAACAAUAACAAUUUGUCAAUUUAACAACAAAUUUCAAAUGAAUUCCAAACAAAAACGUUCACGGGUGCAAGGUGGUUGGGCAGCUCCUACAAAUGUCCGGUCAGAUAGAGAUAAAACCAAACCUGCCCCAGUCCCAAACUGGAUUGGCAAAAACAUUGACCAACAACCUACAGAAAAGAAGUUUGUUUACGAAGAGGUCCCAGAGGUUUUUAGAGAGAAGCCAGCAGAUAAAACAAUUGAAAAAGCUGGGGUAUAUGACAUAAGUACAGAUCCAAGUGGUUUAUCCAGAAUCAGGUUAUUUCCGAACUUCAUCGAACAGAAGGAAGCAGACUCGCUGUACGAGACCCUCUUCCACGAGUUGCCAUGGCGACAGAGGACUGAUGUGAAGAAGGAUGGAGAGAAGUUUCUCCAGCCCCGCCUAACUGCCUGGUAUGGGGACCACCCAUAUAGCUACUCUGGCUUGACCCAUGAAGCCAGAACGGAUUGGCAUCCUGCAUUAAACCAAAUAAAAGAUUUGAUAGAGGGCAGCACGGGUCUGCGGUUCAACUCCAUGUUAGGGAACCUCUAUCGCGACGGUCAUGACAGUCUUGCCUGGCAUUCCGAUGAUGAAAAAAGCCUUGGCCCAAACCCCACCAUAGCCUCUGUGUCAUUUGGCGAUACCCGAACCUUUCAGAUGCGGAAGAAACCUCCCCCAUCAGAGAAUGGUGACUACACAUACAUGCAGCACAUCGAUGUCCUGCUGACACAUGGCUCACUGCUGAUCAUGGAAGGAUCCACCCAGGAUGACUGGCAGCAUCGAAUACCCAGGGAGUACCACGACCGGUCUGGGAGGAUCAAUCUCACGUUUAGAGUGAUAUUGCCAGAGUGAAUAAAAUUUAAUAAAUAUGGUGCACAUACACGUAUAUAUAUAGCAAAAAAUCUGGGCAUUUAAAUCACCUAGCUCAUAAAAGGAAUUAAGAAUACUCUACUUAAUUUAAAAAUCUACAUUGUGUUUUGUCUUUGGGUCCGUAUCAGGUAUUUUUGCAUUUUCAUGUUUUAUUGCUUUACAUCUAUAACAUAAUGAUGAAACGGUUAUAUUGUUGUAAGUUUUGCAACGAGCAAUAGUUGACCAUCAAAUUAAUAUUUGAAAGAAAAUUUUCUAUUGAUAUUUUACUAAGUCUUCUAAGAGUUCUUCUAAGAGCUCUGUGAAAGCUCAAUUUUAACUUGAUUUGUAUCUAUUUAGAAUUCUGUAGAUAUCUACCUUAAAAUUUUAGUUACACAAUCCACUUGGUAUAAAUGAUUCCUUUUUGCAAGGUUGACAAAUUUUACAAAAACAAAAUCAAUAAAGUUAAUUUAAAAAAAAAACAUUUUCAAUCACCAUCUUUAAGGAUUAUCUCCUGCAAUAUUUUCAUAGACAUAAACAGUUAACCGAGACGCAAACACAGAACGUGCCGAAGACUUUCAUCAACAGAUCUAGGAUAACCAGCAAAAGUUUAAGUAACGUUUUGAUUGGCCAGUAAUAGGCAAUAAAUCACUCGCAAGUUUUAAGAUGACUUCAAAUCUUUCAUAAAGUCAUUUUUAUGUAAAUUUUGAAAAGUGUGUGAUUUUCAAAACAAGGCUAUUAUUUUACAGAUUCAAUACUUUCAAACCCAAAUUGUGUCAGUGAUGUAAGACAGGUUUUCACAUUUGUCGUUUUGAUGCAUGUCUAUUUCUUUUGAUGAUGCAUUUAUAUUUCAGUGUUCAAUAGAAACUGGUCAUAUUUGAUUACUGGUAUUGGCAUUUUUUGUGUUACGGAUUGAAAGAGCAUGGUUGUGUAAGCUGUAUUUGUAUCCAUAAACUGUGAUAUUUGAUAAUAUAGUUAAUAGUAAAAAAACACAAGCAAUAUAACAUGUACAAAAUUCCAUGUCUAUGUCUCUUGCUUUUUUUUUUCUUCACGGCUAGUUGAUGUCUGGGAGGCACUCUGUCUGUCCAUCACUUUGUUGGACAGUCGGCUCAUUUUUUGUUAAUAUGUUAAUGUAAGUUUUUAUUAACAAUAACUUCACGUCUUUAUGAUGAAUUACAUUGAAACUUGGAAUAUGUAGCUGUAAACACACUUCAUUCGCAGUGUUCUGCACAUUCCCGAGUUAUCUGCCCUUGAACAUAGCUGACACAACAACGUCAAGCUCUAGAUUCUUUAGUUUUUCUUACUUAAAGGUGUGUUAUUCAUUACAAAAAUCAUGCUAUAGUCCCAUCAUUGCCCUUGAUUAUUUGUAUUGACUAAGCUGUGAAAUGUUCUAAAAAUUAUCCAAAGAGGAAACUUUUCUUACAAAGUAGGCCAUGCACCUAUGUUAAUUUAGAAAUAGGGCUUGCAUGGCUUGUAAGUCUUAUAUAUUCUAGCUUGUCAUGCACUCUUUAUCUUUCAAGUAAUGAUAUAAGAAAUUCAAGCUUGCCUGUACCAGUCCUAUUUAAAAAAAACAACAAGAGCCGUCACCAUAGGAUGACUUAUGCCCCCUAUAAACGCUUGAUAGAAGUUAUGAGCUUUUUUCAAAACCUAAACGCAGACCCUAAGUUCAAGGUCACAGGGGUCAAAAUUUGUGUGGGUAUGGAAAGGCCUUGUCCAUAUACACAUGCAUGCCAAAUAUGCAAUCGCUAUCUGAAGUGACAUAGAAGUUAUGAGCAUUUAUCGAAACCUAAACACAAAGUGUGACGGACAGACAGACGGACGGUUCUAUCACUAUAUGCCCUCCUUCGGGGGCAUAAAAAUGCAUUAUUUGUUUUAUAAUUUUGUUAUGUAUAUUGUAUUUAAAAUGUUUUUUUAACUGUAGUAUUGGUGUAUUGUUUCAUUGAAAUAAUUCCAGGGUUGUAGUUAAUGUAGUAUUUUAAGUUUAUCACAACAGAGUAAAAUUGUUGCAUUUACGUUGCAUUUACUGUUUGUUUCAUAAGUGAGAGAUUUUGUCUUGCUUUGAGUUUUGUUACACUUUGAUGACAACUGCAACUACUUGCAUUUAAUGCAAGAAUAAACAUAAACGUUGUCUUUUAA